Notodromas monacha is the source of this 6777-nucleotide messenger RNA. Lineage: Eukaryota; Metazoa; Arthropoda; Ostracoda; Podocopida; Cyprididae. The record is from the annotation of a GenBank genome assembly.
AUGAAGCUUUUGGAGCCGACGACAAAUGAGCAGUUGUUGAUGACGAGAGUCGCUGAUGCGAAACAUGCGCUGACGGGAAUUGAGCCAGAAAUGGAAUGUCUGCAGGCGAUCAAAGGUGCGAUUGGAGUAUUCAAGAAGCAGCACCCUACGGAGCCCAGCAUUGGAUUGCUUUCGAAGGAUGCUGAAAAUGCGGAGAAGAUUUUGCAGGGAUGUAAAGCACUGGCUGGCAAGGUAAUUUCGACAUUGUCCUCGGCCCUCAUGAAAAAGCCGACGGAAGAAGUCAAAGAAUUGGAACGGCGUGCGAAGGCCGCAAAAGAUAAACUCAGUUGGCUCGACACCACUGACAUCCCUGACUUCUCUGCAUUGGAAGCGAAGAUCAAUUGGGUCAACGAUCGGAAAGACGAAAUCCGCGUCCUCGCAAACGAUGUCACGAGCACGUCCAAAACACUUUCGAGACUGCAGUCAAACGACGUCUCAACUCCGGCCUUGCUCGGAAAGCUGAAAGCUGACCUCGCAGCGACGCAGCAGACAGUUGCAAAUGUUGCUCANGAAUUCGAAACUCUGGACUCAUCUCUGCUCCUCACUGUCGACCCCCGUGGUGGAGGCAAACCCAGCCUGGCUUGCCAAGCCAAGCUCAAUUCCCUCAAGGACUUCAUCAACGAGAAAUCCGCGGGACAAGAAUUGCUGAACACUGCCGUGACUUGCGGUGAAGCAUUGUUCGGAGAACUCAGUGUGCCAGCGCGGGAAAAUGUUCGCGAAGAACUUCGAGGACUGCGAUCCACUUGGGAAACGUUGCUGGACAAGCUCAACGGGGUGGAGAAGAAAUUCGAAAGCGUUCUUCUUCAGUGGACUUCGUUUGACGAUUCAUUCAAUCAAACGAAUCUUUGGCUGCAGGAUAUAACACAGAGAAUCGGCGUGUCCAUGGAAGCCAAGGCGAAUCUACUGGACAAGAAGCUCCAGUUUCAGAAUCUGAAAGUGAUUGGACAAGAACUCGCAUCGCACAAGAAGAUCAUGAAUAACUUGCAGGAAAAGGGCCAGGAACUUCAUGCUUCUCACGUUGUUGGAGAUGUGGAGAAACUCGUGAAGCAAUAUGAAGAUCUGUGUAGAGAUGCUGAAAGAAGAAUAACCGUUAGUGAGAAGCUGGUGAUGAAUCACGAAGAUUAUCAGCAUCGACUCGAACGAUUUGUGGACUGGAUGAACUGUCUUAAAGGAGAAGUGAGCUUCCUCUUGGAGACCAGUGCAACUGGAGCUGCUUCGUCCACUGGUUCAGAAACGGAUGUGGUUGAAAGUAUGCUAGAAGUUGUCAACGGUGUUCUGAGUAAAAAGGAUGAGGGACAAAAACAGCUCGAUGGAUGCAAAGCCUUGCUUGCCUCCGUCAAAACGGAAACUCACGAAAGUGGGCGUCCGUUACUUGAUGCCAAUUUUGAUUGCCAAGUUGAGGCCUGGAAGCAUUUGCUGGCUCAGUGUGUGGAAGCCAAAGAAAGUGUUCAGGCGCAAACUUCAAAAUUCCAUACCUUGGAAACUGGUUUGAGUGAUUUGACAGCUUGGCUGAAGAACAUCGAUCGACGGGUGAAGGAACAAUCAGCCUUGAAGCCGUCUGCGCAAGCGAAGGAAACGCAACUGGAGAAGUUGAAGCAACUUAUCAAAGAGCUUGACAGCAGAGCUGCGGACGUAGUCAGAAGUGCCGAAAAUAUCCGCAGUGCUGUCAGUCCAUUGGAACUCGCCGAAUCAAAGUUGAACUUCCAGGCAUCACAUUUGAGCUCUCGCUUCCAGCACCUGAAAAAUCACGUCAAGGAUCUGGUUGGUCGUUAUGAAAACUUCGUUAAAGACCACAAAGAGUUCGACAAAGCCUAUGAAAAUUUCAACAUUUGGCUAGCUGGCAAGCACGACAAGCUGAAGAAACUUUCCGAAAUCGUUGGUGACUUGCGGAUUCUUCAGGAAAGAAAAAUGAAAUUGGAGGAGAUGCGGACUGCAAAAACCUCGGAAUCUUCUUCUUUGGACGAGUUGGUGACUAGUGGAGAACGGCUUUACGCACACACGGCGCCCGAGGGCCGUGAAGUUAUUAGGAAUCAGUUGAAAACUGCAAGGGAAAAAUGGGAAGAUUACGGAGAAGUUCUGGCUACGUCUCUUGGAAAGCUCGAAACUUGUCUCGCAGAAUUUGCUGAAUUCAGCGAACAGCAAGAACAACUCACGAAAUGGUUGAAAGAUGUGGAAUCAGCCAUGCAAAGUCACACUCAGUUGAAAGCCACGAUUCAGGAAAAAGCUGCGCAGUGUCAGAACCAUAAGGUGGUUGUGAGUGAGAUGACAACGCAAGAAUGCCUGGUGAAUUCUGUUUGCAGCAAGGCUCAAUCCCUUAUUGAUCAGACAAAGGACGAAUCUCUGGACAUGUAUAUCACUUCCAUUCGGAAACUCUAUGCCAGCAUUGAGAAGAAGUCCAAUGAAUUAUUGAAUCAAUUGGAAAAGAAUGUGACUGCGCAUUCAGACCACAUUACCGCGUCAAAAGCUUUUGAGGAUUGGUGUUCGAUUUUUUGCACCCAAUUGGCGGAGUGCAAGAGAUCCAGCGGAGAAAAGGGCGAUGUGAUCUCUCGCCUUUCCUCUGCCAAAGAUUUGAUGGCCAAGAAGGAGAGAGGUGACCACAUGCUCGAAGGCUUGAGAAAAUCGUUGGAAGGUCUGAAAGACAGCACAAAUCACAAGGGAUUGGAAACUCUUCAAGCCGAUUUCAUGCGCUUACAGCAAAUUUGGAGAAGCUUUUCGGAUGAUGCAGAAAAACUGGAAAAAAGCCUGGAAGGUUCAAUGGGUCAAUGGCGAAGCUACGACGAAGAAAUUGAAAAGCACUGUUCGUGGUUUCGACGGAUGGAAGCCACUUUUCGCGACGUUGAGCCGAGAAUUUCUUUGGAAGAAAAAAGCGAAAAGUUGCGAGAUUUGGUCGUAAAGCGUGCAGAAAUAAUUGCUUACGAAAGAAGUAUCGAUGCCUUCAUAGAUCAAGCUCAUGCCUUGCUUCAACAAAGUGGGGUUGCCCGGAUCAAGCCACAAAUUUCCCAGAUGAGUAGCAGGUACCAUUUGCUUCAUACCUUGAGUAAAGAAAUGUGCAACAAAUGGGAAGGCCUCGUGGAUGAUCACAAACUCUACGAUGAGCGUUUUAUGGAAGCCGUAUCUGUUUUGUCGGAUUUGGAAGACAAGGUCAAUCGGCUGGAGAAAGACGAAAGCGGUUCAGCUUCUCUUGAAACGUCAGCUUCCUCAGGAAACAACAAAGUAACCGCGCAGGACGUCAUGUCUGCUCGUCAACGCGGAAGCCACCAACUCAGCUUUGUCUCCACACAGGGUCUUGACCCAGAGAACGUCUUUAUCCGCAUACGGCUGCUGCGGGAAGAGACAAAAUCCGCACUGAGCUGCACUGAGCUGCGCGAUUUGCGCGAUCGAUGGGACGAAGUCGAAGUUCGACUCGGUGAACUGCAAAAGAAACGAGAAGUAGAAGCUCAGCAAAGAACGAAUCUUCAAGACAGCUUGCAGCAAACCAGAGCUUGGAUGGAAAGCAUGGAGAAAACCGUAGCUCAAGACGUGUGCAAUGCGGUUACGCCUGCUGAAUUGCGAUCUCGCUUGGUAAAGAUAAAAACUGUUCAGCAGGAAGUUGCUUCCCAUUGGAGACUCAUAGAGAACAUGAAAAACAAGGCGGAGAAAACUACCCCGAGUGCUGAGAUCGCUGAGACAAUCCGGGAUCUCGGAACCCGUUACGAUAAUUUGACAGAGACCAUCAAGAAAAGCAAAGCUGAUGUGGAACAUCUUCAAGAUGUCCUGACAGUGUAUCAAGAGCAAUUGCAAGCUCACCAGCAAUGGAUCAACGAUCACAAUGAUUGUUUGACUGCGUUAAAGGAUUACACGGGGUCCAAGCAAGUUCUGAAGUCUCGCCUCGUUGCUGUCGACAACUUUAACACGGAAUUGAUUGACUGGAAACGAGCUUUGGGAGACAUGGACUCAACUCUGCAGACAAUUCUGAGGAAGCUUCCUCCUCGGUCCCGAGAAUCCGUUGAACGCGAGUUUUCCAACAUCAAGUUCGAGUUGGAAAAGUUGGAAGGUGAUCUCGUGGAUGUGCGACAAGAGUUGGAUGAACGACUGCGUCAGUGGGAAGAGUAUGAGCACAGCUUUCUCGCGGAAGACAGAACCAAUUUGCUCAGUCUUCCUAGGAACUUUCUUAAACGAGGCUUCAGCUGGAACCUUCUUUUCCUUGAAGUUGAGUCGUUCAUAGCGUUUCAGAAGACUCUAGCAGCGUACAAUAGAACCGUUCAAGAUUUCAUUAGUGAAGCUGAUAAUAUGGAGCAAUCGCUGAUGCUGUCCAUUCGUCAAAAUGAAGGCGACAUGGACAAACUGAGUGAUGACGGUUCAGACCUGAUGCAGAUUACUGGGGAGUCCAGAUUGUCCAGUACAGUCCAACAAGUUACCAGCAGGUUUCAAGGACUGCAGACGACUGCCAAGGAAAUUUUGAAGAAGUGCGAGAAGGCUACACAAGACCAUAAAGCAUUCAAUUCGAAGCACGACCAAUGUUUGGCAUGGUUUUCUGUUGCAAAAGAAAAAUACCAAACUUGUUGCGGAAUAAGUGGUGAUAAAGCAUCACUUCAAAGGAAAGAAACGCUAGUGAAAGAAUUAUCCGCUGAAAGGCCCUUGGCGAUGUCCCUAUUAAACUCAACUGUGGAAGCUGGGGAAAAGCUUUAUGGAACAACGGCACCCGAAGGUCGAGAAAUCAUCAGAAUCCAGCUGAAGGAUUUGCAACAAUGCCUAGAAUCAUUUUUCGACGACGUGACGAGUGGAUGUCGGGAUGUUCAAGUCCGACUUGGACGAUGGAACAGCUACGAAGAAUUGACAUCAGAAUUGAGCGACUGGCUAAAAUCCACGCGAUGUCAAGUACCUGAAGAUAUCGAGUUGAAAUCUACCUUGGACGAAAAACGGGCUCAGCUUCAGGUUUACAGGUUGCUUUUGCAUGACAUCCUAAACCAUCAGCAGUCAAUCCUGGAUCUGAAGGACCGCGCGAAAAGCUUACCUGAACGGAACAACGAGAUUGAAGUGUUCUUAGCGAAUGUUACGGAGACGCACAAAGAUAUGCUGCAAAACGCACAGAAAUGCGUUGAGCGGUAUGAAGGAAUCGUCAGCGAUCACCAACAGUAUUCAAAAGCUGUCUUGGAGACCUUGGAGUGGCUUGAAGCCACGAAUUCCGCUAUUGAGCUUUGGGGUGACAAUGCUAUUGAAAGGAUUACUUUGCAUACAAAUCUUGAAAGACUUAGGAAUCUGGAUGCUGUGAUACAUGAAGAGGAGUCAAAGAUCAAGCAAGUCAAGUCGUUGGGAGAGAAGGUCAUUCCAGGCACAAAUGAUGCUGGGGUUGUGAAUGUUAGGGCUCAAAUUGAUUCUUGCCAGCAAGAAUGGCAAAGUUUGCUUUCGUCGCUCAGAUCGAUGAUUGAAACGUUGGAGAAGAGGUUGAACCAAUGGGAUGAGUAUGAAAAGCUGAAAGAAGAUCUUUCUUGUUGGCUACGUGAUACUGAUACCAAAGUCCAUGCAAUUGACUUGAAGCCGACACUUUCUUCCAAGGAGAAACAACUGGACAUCGUCAAGGAAUUGCAAGGGGAAGUCAGAGCGAAAGAACUGGAAAUGGAUGCUCUCACGGACAAGGCUCAGACUUUGUACAAAGGCUCAUCGUCUCCGCGACGCCAAUCGCAGAAUUCGGAACUCGGCAUGAGAUAUCAGCAAAUUUCCCUCAAAGUUAAGGAUUUGCAUGGCAAGUGGCUACAAUAUGUGAGCAACCAUCGGGACUACGACGCACAAUUGGCCGAGUGCCGAUCAUGGCUAGCCGACAUUUCGCAAAAGCUCAGCUAUUGUUCCGAUCUGAGUGCGAGUUCUCAGGAAGAUCUUGAAGCAAAAAUGGUCACUAUUCAGGAUUUGCUUCUUUAUAAAGAAGAAGGCUUUGGAAAAGUCCAAAGCUCGGUAGAGAAAGCUCAAAUUGUCCUUGCCAAUACUUCAUCUGAUGGACAUGCUGAAAUCAACGCGGCCGUCGAGGCUUUGCAGAAAGAUUGGUCAGCUUUGGCCUCAAAAAUGGCUGAAGCAAAGACAAAUCUAGAUGACGAGAUCCACCGAUGGGCCGGAUUCCUCGAGCAGAUCCAGCAGCUCAACAGAACCAUUCAACACGUCGAAGCUUCUUUAGAAGAAGGAGGCACCUUUUUGUCUUCAAUUUCGGAGAAAAGAAAUCAACUCGAUCGCCUCAAAGGCCUCGAGGAGAGGAUCCGAUGUGAAAGAUACGAAGUGGACAGUUUGAAGGCGAAAGCUGCGGAAAUGGCUGCUUCUGGACAACAAACUGGAGCAGCUGCCCAGGCCAAAAACAUUUUGAUGAAGUUUGAGGGGCUAAUUGACAGAAUCAAGAGCUUGAGAGCUGAGAGAGAAGAACAAUACAAAGACCACAGGAUGUUCAAAGAAUGUCAAGACGAUUUGCUUUCGUGGAUGAGUCGAGCAAGAGACAAAGUUCCUGCAUUGAGGCAAAAAAACCUUGGUGAUAAACUCGCCAUUGAGUCAGCUGUUUCUGCUCUUGAGAAUCUGAUGAAUCGUCAACCGCAAGGUCUGGCAAAGCUGGAGAAAGUGGUUCAUAUGGGAGAAGUGCUGCUUGCUUCAACAUCAACUGCUGGCCAAGAGACUCUGGCGAAUGAAAUUUCAGCUCUGAAGGCUUCUUUUAAAAGCCUUUUUGAUGAAAUCGAAGCGCAGAAGAAAGAGCUGGAAGGACUUCUUUCUCAGAUGCGAGGUUAC